Molecule: messenger RNA, 606 nt
Organism: Bolinopsis microptera
Lineage: Eukaryota; Metazoa; Ctenophora; Tentaculata; Lobata; Bolinopsidae
Product: leucine-rich repeat and coiled-coil domain-containing protein 1-like
Exons: 5
Coding region: 1-519 (172 amino acids)
Source: RefSeq, a predicted model, not a curated record
AUGCGGGUAGACUGGCGGAACAAGAGAAGUUCUUUGCCUCACGACUUCAGUUUUACUGGUAUGAGAAGUGGGAUGAAGCUGAUGAAACAGUUCCGACAGAGUGAUCGAGUUAAAAGAAAGUACAAAGACUUAAAACAGCAAUGGGAAGACAAGAUAACUGUCUUUGAAACUGUGGAGAAAGCAACAGAGGAGAUGAAGGAGCGCCACACCGAGCAGGAGGGGAGGUGGAGGAGGAGUAUUGAGGAGGAGAAGGAGAAGAUAACAAGGUUAGAGGAGGAGAUCAAAGUGUUGGAGGAUAAACAUGAGCUGGAACUGAAGCGACAGGAGGAAGACGCAGAGAAGAACGCGCAGAGCUCAGUUCUAAGAGAGAAGAGUUACAAAGAAGAAGUAGCGACAUUGGAGCAGGAGAUGAGACUUAUAAUUCAUCAGUCACAGCAAAUGAAGAAGGAAAAUGACGCUAAAUUAUCUAAACUUGCCGGUGCUUUGGAUGAAUUCACAACUUUUCUACAGCCAAAAUAAUCAACUGUCUGAGCAAGAAUAGACCAUUAUGGUUUUAAAACCUUAGAGAUCACAAUCAGAAGAGAAGUUUUCGUUGGAUUGAUACAA